Messenger RNA from Triticum dicoccoides, 539 nucleotides. RefSeq lists its product as uncharacterized. The transcript is spliced from 4 exons. The coding region runs from base 40 to 366 and encodes 108 amino acids. The record is from RefSeq and is a predicted model, not a curated record. NCBI's taxonomy places the organism in Eukaryota, Viridiplantae, Streptophyta, Magnoliopsida, Poales, Poaceae.
CACCCCAUAGGUCAAAGGUUGAAUUUUUAUCCGCCGCUGAUGGUGCUGCUGGGCGAGGAGGCGCUGGAUGCGCGUGCGCCGGCGCUGGAUCUGCUCCGUCUGGCUCCGGCGACCUUACCCCGUGGCUCCGGGACAGGAAGGCUACCCCGACGACAUACAGCGAGGAGGAUGAAGACACCCAGCCAUGGAUUUUUAGCAGCACUCACUCAAGGAAAAAGAGACCUCAACACGCCAAUGGAUGCAGCCAGCCUCCAACUCACCACGCACCUGCACCAACUUGAUGUAGGGAGAGGAGGAGUGAGGCUUCUCUCACGGGAUGACGCCCAGCCAUGGGGCAGCAACAAUCCAAGAUUGCUGUCAAAAUAAGCCUAAAUUCAGAGUCUUCGGAAGUCAAUUACUUUGAGCCUUUGAGUUAGGAGGUAUACCAGUCUCUUUGUAGUUUGCUCUUAAUAAACUCUUCCCUUGGCCAUGAUGAGAUGUUUAAGUCUUUCCACUUAUCAGUUUUUAGUUCCACUUGAAGCGAUGCAUAUUCGAAUACA